GGAAGAAGCAUGCGAUAGACGUAAUACUGGUGCCUACUUCAGGUUAGACGUUUCACCCACGUUAUGGACACGAAAUUCUCGAGUGAAGAUUAUGAUCAAGGGCCAUUGGCCCACAAUCAACAAAAGUUCAAUGAUAGACUCGUUAGGACACCUGAUGACCAUCAGCAAUUUGAGACACUUGUACGUUCAACUACAUCAACUGAUCACCAGUGUCAUCCACCUCCUGCAGUUAAAGACAGUCUUGCUGAUGACGUCGGACAUUCACACACAGUCGUUAAUUUUAACAUAAGGAGAGACAGAAGCCGCGAGAUUGACACCAAACCAUUGUCGAACGCUUGGAAAACAGCAUUAGGCGUUGCAUCAACUCACUCGACCAUGAAUAAGGAACGAAAGAGACUCGUUCGAAAGGGCCCAAAAAUUGUCGAAAGGCCAGUCCGUGCGCUCAUGUGCUUGAACUUGAAGAACCCUCUUCGGAAGUUAUGCAUUGAUAUAGUAGAGUGGAAGCCUUUUGAAUAUCUCAUAUUGUUGACCAUAUUUGCCAACUGCGUCGCAUUAGCUGUGUACACUCCAUAUCCCAACAGUGAUUCUAAUCAGGUUAAUCAUUAUUUGGAAAAAGUAGAAUAUGUUUUCCUGGUGAUCUUCACAAUUGAAUGUAUCAUGAAAAUUAUAGCCUAUGGGUUUUUAUUCCACCCAGGUGCUUAUCUACGUAAUGCAUGGAAUGUACUCGAUUUUAUUAUAGUAGUAAUAGGUAUCAUUAGUACAGCCUUAUCCACCUUUUUGAAGGAAGGUUUUGAUGUCAAAGCCUUAAGAGCAUUCCGAGUUUUAAGACCACUUAGAUUAGUAUCUGGAGUCCCUAGCCUACAAGUUGUAUUGAAUUCCAUUCUUCGUGCCAUGGUGCCUUUACUUCACAUUGCUCUUCUAGUCAUUUUCGUUAUCAUCAUCUAUGCCAUCAUCGGGCUUGAACUGUUUUCAGGAAAAAUGCAUAAGACUUGUUUUGAUAACAUAACAAAGGUGAUUGGACUGGAUGAUCCCCACCCUUGCUCAGUUGGAUCAAGUGGCUUCCAUUGUAGUGAAUAUAAAGAAAAUCUUGUGUGUAGAGAAUACUGGGAUGGCCCAAACGAUGGAAUCACAAACUUUGACAAUUUUGGCCUUGCCAUGUUAACUGUAUUCCAAUGUGUGACAUGUGAAGGAUGGACAGAUGUUCUGUAUGAUAUAAAUGAUGCUGUGGGAAAUGAAUGGCCAUGGAUCUAUUUCUUAAGCCUCAUCAUCAUUGGUUCUUUCUUUGUUCUUAAUCUUGUGUUAGGUGUACUAAGUGGGGAGUUCACCAAAGAAAGAGAAAAGGCUAAAGCAAGAGGAGAUUUUCAUAAACUUCGAGAAAAGGAACAAAUUGAAGAAGAUCUUCGGGGUUAUUUGGACUGGAUUACACAAGCAGAGGAUAUAGAUCCAGAUGAAAAUGAAGGAAGUGAAGAUUCAAGACAUGAUGUUUAUGUGUUCAAGCACAAUGAUGUAGAUAUUGGAGACAAGAUAGAAGGGGAAACUAACAGUGUAGACAACUUAAAAAACCCAUCUUGGUGGGCAAUCAGAAGUAAACAGCUAGCAAAACAGAACAGAAGAUUGAGAAGAGCUUGUCGUAAAGGGGUGAAAUCACAGGCUUUUUAUUGGAUUGUCAUUGUCUUAGUUUUCUUCAAUACAUUUACACUUGCAUCAGAACACUACCAACAACCAGCAUGGCUUGACAGUUUUCAAGAAGUUGCCAACAUGUUUUUUGUGGUGCUCUUCAGCUUAGAAAUGAUACUCAAGAUGUACAGUUUGGGGUUCCAAGGCUACUUUGUCUCUCUCUUCAACCGUUUUGACUGUUUUGUGGUUAUCAGUUCUAUCAUGGAAAUGGUCUUAACAUAUACUGAUGUCAUGCCUCCUCUUGGGGUUUCUGUGUUACGAUGUGUUAGAUUGCUAAGAAUCUUCAAAGUUACAAAAUACUGGGCAUCUCUUAGAAAUUUGGUAGCUUCACUUAUCAACUCCAUGCGUUCCAUCGCAAGUUUACUACUGCUGCUGUUUCUGUUUAUUGUAAUUUUUGCACUUCUGGGUAUGCAAGUUUUUGGUGGCAAAUUCAAUUUUGGAGAAGCAGAAGAAAAACCACGCAGCAAUUUUGAUUCGUUUUGGCAAUCUUUGUUAACAGUUUUUCAGAUUCUGACUGGGGAAGACUGGAAUGUUGUGAUGUAUCAUGGUAUUAAUGCAUAUGGUGGGGUUGGCUCUGUUGGUAUUUUGGCUUGCAUAUACUUCAUAAUACUCUUCAUCUGUGGUAACUACAUUCUCUUAAAUGUAUUCUUGGCUAUUGCUGUGGACAACCUGGCUGAUGCAGAGAGCCUAACUGCUGUUGAAAAGACGAAAGAAGAUGUUUGUGGCAAAGGUAUGAAAAUGGAAAACUUUUUAAUGAAGGAGGAAGCAGAAGAAGUUGCUGAAGUACGAACACAAGAUGUAGUUGAGGAUGAAGAGCGAGAAGACAGAAAACCAGUAGAAAAGAAGAAGAAAAAGAAGAAAUUAAUAGAUGAAGUAGCAGAGGAAGAAGAAAUUGAACAGCUAGAUACAAAUGACACUUCACAAAUGAAUCAUAUUCCUCUUUUCAGAUCUUCCACGGACGUUCUUGAUAAGUCUACACAGGUUUGUAAUAAAGUGGAUGAUGAUUCCCCACUAAAUAAUGAACAAGGGAAGACAGAAGAGGAAGAUGGUGAAGGUGAAAAUGAUGAGGAAGAAAUGGAAGAUGAAGAAAAAGUAGAUUUAGAAUCGGCUGCAAUUUCCAUUGGUGCUCAUCCAAGACGUCUUUCUGAACUCAACAUCUCCAAAAAUGUUCAUCCUAUUCCAAAAGCCUCUUCCUUUUUUGUUUUCUCUCAUACAAACAGGUUCCGAGUCAUCUGUCAUCGUAUUAUAAACCAUUCACUCUUCAGCAAUAUUGUUCUUGCUUGUAUUCUUAUUAGUAGCACCAUGUUAGCUGCAGAAAAUCCGCUUAAUUCUAAUUCAGAAAGAAAUAAAGUCCUCAACUAUUUUGAUUAUUUUUUCACAACUGUUUUUACAAUUGAAAUUACUUUGAAGGCAGUUACAUAUGGUGUCAUUCUCCACAAGGGUUCUUUUUGUCGAAGUGCCUUCAACCUGUUAGAUGUUCUGGUUGUUUCAGUAUCCCUCAUAUCAUUUGCUUUUGACAAUGAAGCCAUAUCUGUUGUCAAAAUUCUUCGUGUCCUAAGAGUAUUAAGGCCUUUAAGAGCUAUUAACAGAGCUAAGGGACUUAAGCAUGUAGUUCAGUGUGUCAUUGUAGCAGUAAAAACUAUAGGCAACAUCAUGUUGGUGACCUUUCUUCUAAAUUUCAUGUUUGCUGUCAUUGGAGUACAACUUUUCAAGGGGAAGUUCUUUUCAUGCUCUGAUCCAUCAAAAAUGACGAAAGAAGAAUGCGAGGGAGGAUUUUUAAUAUAUCAAGGAGGGGAUAUAAGUAGCCCUGUGCUGGAGCAAAGAGAAUGGCAGAAAAAUGUCUUCAAUUUUGAUGAUGUUUCUCAAGGCAUGCUGACACUAUGUACUGUAUCAACAUUUGAGGGUUGGCCACUAUUAUUAUAUGUAGCCAUUGAUUCCAAUACAGAAGAUGUGGGACCCAUUCAUAAUUAUCGACCAAUGGUAGCUGUGUUCUUCACUGUGUAUAUUAUCAUUAUCGCUUUCUUCAUGGUGAACAUCUUUGUUGGCUUUGUUAUCGUGACAUUUCAGAAUGAAGGAGAACAAGAAUAUAAGAACUGUGAGUUAGAUAAGAAUCAAAGAAAUUGUGUUGAGUUUGCAUUGAAGGCUAAGCCAGUGAGGCGUUUUAUUCCCAAACAUCAUCUCCAGUACAGAAUUUGGUGGUUUGUUACUUCUCAUUACUUUGAAUAUGCCAUCUUCAUCUGUAUUAUGAUCAACACCUUGUCAUUAGCAAUGAAAUAUCAUAAUCAACCACAUACAUACACCAUGGCCUUGGAUGUCCUUAACCAGAUAUUCACAGCAGUGUUUGCUCUUGAGUUUGUUUUGAAAAUGAUGGCUUUUGGAUUCAAGAACUAUUUUGGUGAUUCUUGGAACAUAUUUGACUUCAUCAUUGUUCUUGGAAGCUACAUUGAUAUCAUUGUUGCUGAUUUAAAUCCUGGUACCAAUAUCAUAAGCAUAAACUUUUUUCGUCUAUUCCGUGUAAUGCGUCUUGUGAAACUACUAAGCAGAGGAGAGGGAAUCAAAACACUACUGUGGACUUUCAUAAAGUCUGUUCAGGCACUGCCUUAUGUAGGUUUGCUCAUUGUCAUGUUGUUCUUCAUUUAUGCUGUGAUUGGGAUGCAGGUUUUUGGAAAAAUUGCCCUUGAUUCUGAUUCUGCCAUUCAUAGAAAUAACAAUUUUCAGACGUUUCCGCAAGCAAUUUUGGUUUUAUUCAGGUCUGCCACAGGAGAAGCAUGGCAGGAUAUCAUGAUGAGUUGCUCCAACAAGCCAACAGUGAUAUGUGAUUCUCGCUCUAAUACCCCUGGGACGUGUGGGAGUGACUUUGCUCUGCCUUUCUUCAUCUCGUUUUACAUCCUCUGCUCAUUUUUGGUCAUUAACCUUUUUGUGGCUGUUAUCAUGGAUAACUUUGACUAUUUGACUCGAGACUGGUCCAUCUUAGGUCCUCAUCACCUUGAUGAAUUUGUACGGCUUUGGUCUGAGUAUGAUCCAGAUGCCAAAGGGCGGAUCAAACACCUUGAUGUCGUGACUUUGCUACGGAAGAUCUCUCCACCUUUAGGAUUUGGUAAACUCUGUCCGCAUAGAGUAGCCUGCAAAAGACUUGUAUCCAUGAACAUGCCCCUGAACACUGAUGGAACUGUCAUGUUUAAUGCUACAUUAUUUGCAGUUGUUCGAACCUCUUUACGUAUCAAAACAGAUGGAAACAUGGAUGAAGCAAAUGAGGAGCUGCGAGCAGUUAUAAAGAAAAUAUGGAAAAGAACCAGCCCUAACUUGUUGGACCAAGUUGUACCACCUGCUGGAGUGGAAGAUGAUGUUACUGUAGGAAAAUUUUAUGCCACAUUCUUGAUCCAGGAUUAUUUCAGACGAUUCAAGAAAAGGAAAGACGAGAGAGAUCUUGGAAACUCUGAUAACGCUGUGGCUCUAACAGCUGGUUUACGUACAUUGCACGAAGUAGGACCUGAAAUCCGACGAGCUAUAUCUGGAAACUUGGAUGCAGAUGAAUUUGAAAAUACUUGGGACUCUGAACCAUUACAUAGGAGAAACCAUCCAUUUUUUGGAAAUAUGUGGUCUUCAGAAAGCAGAAAGCAACCUGACAGAAUACACGGCAAUUCAACAAACUCUCUUACUAAGGUUUUACCAAUGAAGCCUUACAUGCCAAGCCCAAAACAGUACUUAGUUUUGAACCAUAUCAGUCUGUCCAGGGAUGGAUUGGCUAAAGCUAGUAUGAGUGACCACUCAUCCCUUAAUGCUGGACAAACAUCGACCAAAGCACACUCCUACCCUGUAGCUGAAGUUGGUAACACUAAUCCUGUUGACUCACCAUCCUCAAGUAUGAGUGUUUUUGACUCUCCUGAACAUCCUGUAUGUCACCCACUAAUUUCCUCAUCCAACGACAUUUGCAGUACCUAUGAUCCAAGUUUGGAUGGAGAUGCUGUAGCUUAUCUACCUUACAGAUAUUCUUUUCAAACUCCACCAUUCCGGUCCACACGUAUCCAGCAACCCCGCCAGCCUUCUACUGUAAUAACUAGUCUCAGUUGCUCAAGUACAGAAAGUGUUGACUCCUUUCCUAACAUCAUGAUGCCAACCAUCAGACCUUCCCUUGCUGCUGACUAUUCCGUAGAGGACUCUGAUGAGCAGUUAGGUCCUAAACCUCCUACCCCUCCCCCACGAAAGUUCCUUAGAAGGGGUAUAGGUAGAGAUGGUAGUUUCCGUCCGUCUUGUCUCCGCAAGCAGGAUAGUAACGAACAUCCCAUUAGCACUGACUGUGGACCUGAAGAUCAUCAUCAGCAGAAUGGAUACAAUGACAAAAGUUCCUUAAAUCAUGUGGCAGCUUAUCUUAGGCAUGCUCAGCUUCCUGCCAUGGCAGUGGCAGGACUUGCCUAUGAUGGUGACAUACACCAAUCGACUGAUCAACAGAAUGACAAAGGGCAUCGUGAAGAUGGAAAACCUUACUACUUUUUAACUCACAAAUCUACCUAUUGUGGUUACCAACCUGGUGCUGUGAGGAAGAUUUGUGAUACAAACAGAUCUAUGGAAGUCAAAGGAAGUGCAGAAAAUCUUGUAGGGAGGGUAUUGCAUGAACAAGGUUUGGGUAAGUAUUGCGACCCAGAGUUUGUGAGAACUACUCAGCGAGAAAUAGCUGAAGCUAUCGACAUGACUCAGGAAGAAAUGGACAGAGCUGCUCAUCAGAUUCUUCUUCAAGCAGAACCAGAUUCUGCUGCUGGUGUUUUGUAUUGCUCUAAGAAUCAUUCAGAAUAUGAUCUUCUGGGAAAUUUACAGAGAGGUGACUGUAGUGAUGUAACCAAGGGCACAGAAACUGAAGUCUUAGGUUCGGCUUUAGACAUGAAUGCCUAUAUUUCUUAUCAAAAUGAGGCUGAUUCGUCUGUUAAAAUCAACUCUACAAGGAGAUAUGACAAAAGUAGAAAAUAUGACAAUACGACUUUAUAGCACUUAUAGCUUUAGGGUGGAAAUUAUUAAAGUCCGGACCUGGAGAUAUCCACUUGGAUUUGAGAAUUGUCACUGGUGCUUCCUGCCACGUGAGCUCAGUUUUGUAUUGUACAAUGUUGGAUAUUAUUCUUUAUGUGCUACACAUUAAUGUUUCAUCAAGUUUUGUUUAUCCAUGUUCUCUCUCUCUCUCUCUCUUCAUGACUCUUACUAUGGUGCUAUAGAGGGUAAUAAUUCCCAGUGCCUUCCCACAUCCCAAUUUAUAAUUUGUGUAUUUUUGAUGAAACCUCACUGCUGGAUGAAGUGUUCCAUUAGUGAACAGUAGCCCAGUUUCCUUUGGUCACAACUGUUUCUCAUACUCAUUGGACAUUUUCUUAUCUGCAAUUGUCGAUUAUGUUGGUGCAGAAAAGUUCUUGCAAGGACAUCAUGCCUUAUCAAGUAAAGAACUGCCAACAACUGGUAUCUUUGGGACUGAAAGAGGUUUUUAGCAUUUUGUAACUGAUGCUUUCUAAGAACAACAACAAUCAAGUCUAGGAAGAAACAUGCUUAAUAACGUUGUUCUAAAUGUAAAGUAAUAAAAUAAUAUUACAGUUAAAGACAAAUAUCCAAUAAAAUAUACAUCAGUAAAUCCAACAAAACAUUCACCAGUUAAACAACAACAACAACAGAUUAUGUAGUUUUUGAGCAGUUUUAAGGUUAGCUUGUAACUGGUUAGUAGGUUUUAGAAUAUUGAGAACAGAGGAAAUUUAGUAACAGAGAAAAUAGUACUAAGUGUGUUUUGAAUAAUAAGAAUAUAGAUACACCAGCAAAAGAGGGUGGAUAUUUAGUGUCCAGAAUAUGAAAAAUAAAGAUACAUCAUUGGAAAAAAAGUAGUUAAUUGACAUCUAAAGUAUGAGGAAUAAAGAUAGGUUAUUAAAAGAAAGUGAUUACUUAGUGUCCAGAAUAUGAAGAAUAAGGAUACAUCAUUGGAAAAAAGUAGUUAAUUGACAUCUAAAGUAUGAGGAAUAAAGAUAUGUUAUUAAAAGAAAGUGAUUAAUUAGUGUCAAAGUAUGAGAAAUGGAUACAUCACUGAAAGAAAGUGAUUAAUUAGUGUCAAAGUAUGAGAAAUGGAUACACCACUGAAAGAAAGUGAUUACUUAGUGUCUAGAGUAUAAAGAAUAAAGAUAUACUACUAGAAUAUGAGAAAUAAACAACACAAUAUCUUAAAAUGGUAAUAUUAAUAUUUAAUAUGGAAACAUCUAUCAUAUACAUUAUAUUAUA
Limulus polyphemus (Atlantic horseshoe crab) is the source of this 7914-nucleotide messenger RNA. RefSeq names its product muscle calcium channel subunit alpha-1-like. Lineage: Eukaryota; Metazoa; Arthropoda; Merostomata; Xiphosura; Limulidae. The record is from RefSeq and is a predicted model, not a curated record. Bases 64 to 6657 code for a protein of 2197 amino acids. Gene Ontology annotation, molecular function: high voltage-gated calcium channel activity. Gene Ontology annotation, biological process: calcium ion import across plasma membrane. Gene Ontology annotation, cellular component: membrane; voltage-gated calcium channel complex. The transcript has 46 exons.